Messenger RNA from Monoraphidium neglectum, 966 nucleotides. RefSeq lists its product as hypothetical. The transcript is spliced from 2 exons. Lineage: Eukaryota; Viridiplantae; Chlorophyta; Chlorophyceae; Sphaeropleales; Selenastraceae. The coding region runs from base 1 to 966 and encodes 321 amino acids. The record is from RefSeq and is a predicted model, not a curated record.
AUGUCCGCCAACGGGUGGACGGGCAGCGUGCCGGCGACGGUGCCCGGAGGGGCUCCGCCCAGCGCAUUUUCAGGGGCCGCCGCCCGCCCGUCGCAGGCCGGCACGGCGCAGCAGGGGGGCGCCGGCGCGCCAGACCCCCAGCAGCCGCUGGCGCUGCUGCCGUCGCUCGUGACCGACCACUCGACCGGCCUGGCUGUGCUGCGCACGUGGUCAGUGCACCAGGACCCCGUAGAGGCGUGGCGCGAGCUCGUCGGCCGCGCAUCCCCUGCGUUCCAGCGCGCCUCCGCCCGCGUGGCGGACGGCCCCUGGCGGCCCUUCCGGCUGCAGCUCGCGUGGAUGCUCAUGCUGCUGGCCGCCAGGGCACCGGCAAAUCGGAUGUUGAUAGCCAAGGUGGAGCGCGCCAGCAUCGCGCCCCUGGCGACGCAGCUGGAAAAUGCGGAGCGCUGCCGCGCCGCCGGGCUAGGCUUGGGCGACGGUGGCGAUGCGGACGGCCGGGAGGAGGAGGACGGGCCCGCCCAUGGCAGCAGCGGCGGCGAGCGCGAGGGCGAGGGCCUGGCGGCGAAAGGGGGUGCGUGGGGCGGCGACGGCGGCGGCGGCGCCGGUGGCGGCGGGGGCGCGGCGCCGCCUGCAUGGAUUGACUGCCCACCUUCCGCGGGGUCUGCCGAUCCGAACGGGGUGCCGCCGCCACCCAGCUUCGGCCCUGGCGGGCCCCACGCGGCCCCGCUGCCGGCUGCUGCCAACGUGCACCCCGCGCCGGCUGCGGUCGCCGGGGCCGGCCCGGCGGCGCGCGGGGGCGUGGGGUUGGACGAGGUGGGGGGCGUGGGGGCGGGCGCGUUUGUGCUCGCUGGCGAUGGAGACGACGAGGACCUUGAGAUGCUGCAGCAGGAGGUGGCCUUCUUCUCAUCCCAGGCCAGUGUGCAGCGCCGCAGCGAGCCUGGGGCCGGGGCUGGAGCGGCGGCGAGGUGA